CGCCGCCUGUGCCCUCCCCUCCCCGGCUGCACCGCCACGUCAGGCCUAUGCAGGUCCGGUCUGAUCAGUGCCGGCGGCGCAGCACAACCCUUUCCUUCCAGGCUGUAGGCGGCAGCUGUGCGGCGGCUGCAGGAUGGAGAGCCUAUACCGAAUCCCGUUCACGGUGCUGGAAUGCCCGAACCUCAAGCUGAAGAAGCCGUCCUGGCUGCAUAUGCCCUCCGCCAUGACGGUGUACGCAAUGGUAGUGGUCUCUUACUUUCUCAUCACUGGAGGGAUCAUUUAUGAUGUCAUUGUGGAGCCACCCAGCGUUGGCUCAAUGACGGAUGAACAUGGACACCAGAGACCGGUAGCCUUUCUGGCCUAUAGGGUGAAUGGUCAAUAUAUCAUGGAGGGCCUGGCAUCAAGCUUUCUUUUUACAAUGGGUGGUUUAGGAUUCAUAAUCCUGGAUCGAUCUAAUGCACCAAAUAUCCCCAAGUUGAACAGAUUCUUGCUGCUUUUCAUUGGAUUUGUCUGUGUCCUGCUCAGUUUCUUCAUGGCCAGAGUUUUCAUGAGGAUGAAGCUGCCCGGAUACCUUAUGGGCUGAUUGUCACAUACUGACAGCACUUUACAUUCGCAGUUUUUCAGAAGUAAUAAUGAAAUGGAAAAUAGUGUUCACACUGAAGAUGUCGUAAUUGUGUUAGAGACAAGAAAAAGUGAAUUUCCUGAAGGACCCUGUUUGCCAAUAGUAAAAUAUUUUUGUAUAUUUUUUUUUUUUCUUCAAAAUUAGUUGUUUGUUUUUUUCUUUUCCUCCUCCCUCCCUUUUUACUGCUUAUGUCCUUAUUUGGUUCAAAAUAAAACUUUUUUUUUUUUUUAAA
Molecule: messenger RNA, 854 nt
Organism: Pseudophryne corroboree (corroboree frog)
Lineage: Eukaryota; Metazoa; Chordata; Amphibia; Anura; Myobatrachidae
Gene: OSTC
Product: oligosaccharyltransferase complex non-catalytic subunit
Exons: 5
Coding region: 134-583 (149 amino acids)
Cellular component (GO): oligosaccharyltransferase complex
Source: RefSeq, a predicted model, not a curated record